Pyrus x bretschneideri (Chinese white pear) is the source of this 1089-nucleotide messenger RNA. RefSeq names its product pentatricopeptide repeat-containing protein At1g50270-like. Gene Ontology annotation, biological process: RNA modification. NCBI's taxonomy places the organism in Eukaryota, Viridiplantae, Streptophyta, Magnoliopsida, Rosales, Rosaceae. The coding region runs from base 1 to 1089 and encodes 362 amino acids. The transcript has a single exon. Gene Ontology annotation, molecular function: RNA binding; protein binding. The record is from RefSeq and is a predicted model, not a curated record.
AUGCUUCAAAACCUCACCGUUGCAAACAAGCUGCUUUAUAUGUACACCGAGCAGAGGGUGCUGGUUGAAGCUUAUGCUCUGUUUGGUAGGAUGGAGGAGAAAGAUGCAGUUUCUUGGAGUGUAAUGGUUGGUGGGUUUGUGAAGGCUGGUGAUUUUACCAAUGGUUUUGCAACAUUUAGGGAGCUUAUUCGAGGCGGUGUUUCGCCGGAUAACUAUACAUUGCCUUUUGUGAUUAGGGUUUGUAGGGAUUUGAUGGACCUGCAAAUGGGCAGGUUGGUUCAUGGCAUUGUGUUGAAACAUGGGUUGGUUUCGGAUAAUUUUGUUUGCGCUGCGCUCGUGGACAUGUAUGCAAAAUGUACUGUUAUCGAUGAUGCCCGCCAACUGUUUGAUAAUAUGCAGAGCAGGGAUCUUGUGAGUUGGACAGUGAUGAUUGGUGCAUUUGCUGAGUGCAGGAAUGCUAAUGAGGCUUUGGUUUUGUUUGAUCGGAUGGUUGAUGAAGGUCUUUUACCAGAUAAGGUUGCUAUGGCUACUGUUGUUAAUGCUUGUGCAAAAUUGGGGGCUAUGCAUAAAGCCAGGCUUGUUCAUGAUUAUAUAUGUAGGAAUAAGUUUUCGUUGGAUGUGAUCUUAGGAACGGCGAUGAUUGAUAUGUAUGCUAAGUGCGGAUGUGUUGAUUCUGCUAGGGAAAUUUUUGAUAGGAUGCACGUAAAGAAUGUUAUAACAUGGAGUGCUAUGAUUGCAGCUUAUGGUUAUCAUGGGCAUGGCCGAAAAGCUAUUGAUAUUUUUGAAAUGAUGUUAAGCAGUGGAGUGUCACCAAAUGCAAUAACUUUUAUUUCACUAUUAUAUGCUUGUAGUCAUUCAGGCUUGAUCGAAGAGGGUCUUUGGUUUUUCUCUUCGAUGUGGGAUGAAUAUGCUGUCAGAGCAGAUGUCAAACAUUAUACUUGUAUGGUUGAUCUCUUGGGCCGUGCUGGGAGACUUGAUGAGGCCUUAAAAUUAGUCGAGAGCACGGCAGUUGAGAAAGAUGAGGGGUUAUGGGGAGCUUUUCUUGGCGCAUGUAGAAUCCAUGGGAAUGUAGACCUGGCAAAAAGGUAG